Molecule: messenger RNA, 1098 nt
Organism: Raphanus sativus (radish)
Lineage: Eukaryota; Viridiplantae; Streptophyta; Magnoliopsida; Brassicales; Brassicaceae
Exons: 2
Coding region: 103-702 (199 amino acids)
Molecular function (GO): nucleic acid binding; zinc ion binding
Source: RefSeq, a predicted model, not a curated record
GACUUAUGCGAGUUUGGAGAAGAUGUUGCAUAAGGCAAUUCAUGCUGUUCGGAAACUCAAAAGGAAGGAAAACACCAACACUUCUCCAGCACCAAAACAGCAAUGUGCUUCAAAUGCCAUAGGAUCGGUCAUUAUGCUAACAAGUGUCAAAAGCAGAAACCGUUGGUGACUUUGGAGAAAGUUGAAACCGAGCCAGAAAAGGAAGAUCAUUUGCCAAUCUUCGAUGACUAUGAACAUGAACCGAAGGAAGGAUCAGAUGGAGAGCAAAACCAUGAUCAUCAAGAAGGAUCUUCUUCCAUUCAAAAACUGGACCAAACUCAAGGUGAGCAUUGUGCUGAUUAUAAUUCUUUUGCUUAUAAUCCUUUUCCUUUUAAUGUUUCAGAUUUGAGGACAAAUCUUUUUGAAGAGGGAGAGUAUGAUAGAACCAAAAUCAAGCACCGUCCUUUUUGUUUCAAGGACACGACCCGAAGUGGCGAUCUUGUCAACCAGCUCGACCAAACCAAGGUUUCUCCACCAGCUCGUGCUGAUCACACCGACCAAGCCGCACAUUCUAAGACCCACGGUCGAGCCAGACUUAGCUUGGGUCGUGAGGAAACCGAAGACGGAUAUGCAUUCUCAUCCGGACAGUCCCGCACGUGUCCUUAUCUUUAUCCCGUGCAUCCAUCUUGUUCGAAUGCAUCUAGACACUUGGACGAAUCUUGACUGGUCAACAUUAGAGUCCGCACUUUUGACUGGUCUUCAUCAAAAUCACCAACCUUGACCAAGACUACAUUAUUUUUCGCACAUUUGACUCCCUUUAAUAAUUCUAGUCAAAUGUUGUAUUUCCUAUGCAUCUUUUUCCGCACUUUUUUAUUUCUUUCUUUGACUACAAACACUAUAAAUAUGUAGUCUCAUUCAUGAAUAAAAUCAGUUCAAUUUGGUUGUUUAUUUUUGUUCUUCUUCUCUGAGUGAGAGAGAGUUCUUUAGCUAGUUCAUCGGUUUGAACCGGCUUGUUGAUUUGGUGGUCAGCCAAUCAUCUUUGUGUGUUAUUUGGUGGUUAGCCAACGCACUACAUCCGCUCUUUGGUGGUUAGCCUUAGAUCGUGGGUAUAUCAAGAGC